AUUGUGAAAUUAGGAGAAUACCUUAAAAUGAGUCAAAUCACAAAAGUUUUCAAAUUUAUACGAGAGAGAGGGUACAAAGAGGCUUAAAUACAGUGAUUCGUUGAGUCUCUACCCUUUAGGGUUAAAGCUUCCGACUUUAGUUGAGGAGGGUCGACGAAAGUUCAUUGCUUUAUAAAUCUAUCGGCUGUUUCAGAGCGCACCGAUGGAUUCUGCGUUUGUUGAUAGAGCUUGGGACAAAUGGGUUACUGGUAACCUCGGCUCUUCAGGAAGUCCAUUGAAGGCUGCUGUUUUGAUUAACUACGACCCUACAGGACCUUCUCGUCUCUUAUCAACAAUAGAUGAGCAAGAAGGGAUUGAUCUCUAUCCAGUUGAGCUGAAGCAGUUCAUCGAUUUCAUGAGACGUGGCAAUCUUCCGACCGAGACCUUUGUUCUUGGAUCCAACCAGUACAUAAUAACAUCGAUUCACGAGAAUUGGUUUGCUGCUCGGUGCUUGAACACAACACAGCCUGCUGGUGAAGGAGCUAUUGUUAUGCAGACUGCUGUUUAUGUAUUGGUUGCUCUGUAUGAUGGAUCGAUUGGUUCAGCUUCUCGAGCUAUGGCUGCAGCUGAUCACUUUGCGUCGCAGCUGAGUCGAAAAAACUUAUAGCUUCAUCUUCUGUAUUGAAAGUAGCAAACUUUGCGUAUGUUUUGGGAAGUUUUAUGAAGUAAGAUGAAUGUUUUUUUCAUUCAUGUCUGAGUCAUAAGUGUUGUUCGGGUAAUUAGGAUCAUGUUUGCAAAUGUCUCUUCGGACAUAAAGGAUAGACCCUACAAUUACCAUUUAA
Molecule: messenger RNA, 821 nt
Organism: Brassica napus (rape)
Lineage: Eukaryota; Viridiplantae; Streptophyta; Magnoliopsida; Brassicales; Brassicaceae
Exons: 5
Coding region: 203-646 (147 amino acids)
Molecular function (GO): actin binding
Source: RefSeq, a predicted model, not a curated record